This is a messenger RNA of Strongyloides ratti, 2475 nucleotides long. Its product is annotated as Acyltransferase 3 domain and Nose resistant-to-fluoxetine protein, N-terminal domain-containing protein. The transcript has 2 exons. NCBI's taxonomy places the organism in Eukaryota, Metazoa, Nematoda, Chromadorea, Rhabditida, Strongyloididae. Gene Ontology annotation, molecular function: acyltransferase activity, transferring groups other than amino-acyl groups. Bases 1 to 2475 code for a protein of 824 amino acids. The record is from RefSeq and is a predicted model, not a curated record.
AUGAAAAUAUCUUUAAUUAUUUUUCUAAAAUUAUUUUUAUUACUUUAUAUAUCAUUAUCAAUUUAUGGUACAAGAUUUGAAUAUAAUAAUAAUGAAUGGGAUAAUGAUAGUGAAGAUCAAAAAAUUGAUGGUAAUAUUUUACAUAAUAUGUUUCAUGAUUCAAAUACAAUAUUAUCACUUGAAUUAGAUAUUUUUAAAGAUAUUAUAUAUAAUUUUAUAAAUGCAACAGAAAGUGUUAAGAAUGGAGAUGAUGAUUCUAUUUUUAAGAUACUUGAUUUGUUACAACCAAUUAAAAAUUUAGAUAUUUCACCUAAUUGUGUUGCAGAUAUUUUUUAUUACGGUUAUAUUACUACACAAUACGCACGAAUGGUUAAUGAAAAAAAAACUUGCAAUGAUUGCAAUUGCAAAGCAAAUGUCUCUAAGUAUUUUGAUGAAUAUGAAUGGAUUUUUGAUGUUGUUGAUGCAAUGGGAAAAGUGCCUUCAGCUGUUAUGUCAGGAAAUAAUUUAUGGAUAGGAUCAUGGCAUACAUGUAGAAAAAUUGAUGUAAUUAAAAAUCAAAAUCAAAAAUGGAAAGGACAAUAUUGUAAAUUACAAUUUCAACCAUAUAAUAGAAAUAAUCCACUCACACAAAUGGCAACCUCUGAAAUACCAGAUCCAACAUUAACAUGUAUUAAAGAAAAAAAUUUAACAGAACCACCAAAAUGGUCAAAAUGGGAUAAUGAAUGUUUUACAAUGUUACCAUUACUUAAUUUUGGUAUAUGUGUUCCAGAUACUUGUACAGAAUAUGAUAUAAAAUCAAUAUUAAAAUUUUUUUAUGAAAAAAUUGAAUCAUUAUCAGGUUCAAAAUUAAUAUGUAAUGUUAAUGUUACAUGUUCAAGUGAAAAAGCUGAAAAUAGUAUUAUAUUUGAUAGAACAUCAAUGUAUGUUAUAUAUUUUUUAACUGCAAUUUUUGGUACAAUAAUAUUUGGAACAUUUUAUGAUAUUUAUGUUCAUCAACCAUCAAUUAAUAUUAAUGGACAAUCAAAUAUUGAUAGUAUAUUUAUACAUAUACUUUUAGCAUUUUCUAUAUAUAGUAAUGGAAAAUAUGUAUUAGCAAAAAAUAAAAUAACUGAUCAAAUAGAUUGUCUUCAUGGUGCCAGAGUUCUUUCAAUGAUGUGGAUUAUACUUGGACAUACAUAUUGGUACAUAUGUACAUCAUUAACUGCUGAUAAUGUAUUACAAACACUUAAAAAUUUUCCUAAAAUAUUUCAUAAUCAAAUAAUAAUUCAAGCACCAUUAGCUGUUGAUUCAUUUUUUCUAUUAUCUGGUAUGUUAACAUCAUAUCUUUUUUUUAAAAAAGUUAUGGCACCAAAAUUAGAUAAUGAUGGUAAUAUAAUAAUGAAACAUUCAAUUAAUGUUAAAAAAAUAUCAUUUUGGGUAAUAUUUUAUUUACGAAGAUAUAUAAGAUUAACACCAGUAUAUAUUGUUGUUAUAAUAUUAAAUAUAACAGUAUUUACACAUUUAUCUAAUGGUCCAUUUUGGCGACCAAUUGAAUUAAAUUAUUGUCGUAAAUCAUGGUGGACAAAUUUAAUUUAUAUGAAUAAUUUUUUAUUACAAGAUGUUGAACAAUGUAUGGGAUGGUCAUGGUAUUUAGCUAAUGAUUUUCAAUUAUAUAUUAUUUCACCAAUAUAUAUGUUAUUAUUAAAUUAUAAUGAAAAAAUUGGUAUUAUUGGAUGUUGUGGAACAAUAAUUAUUUCAUCAAUAUAUAGAUUAAUUAUAACAUUAAUAAAAGGAUAUCCACCAGGACCUAUAUUAACAACAAAACUUCAAAUUGUUCGUUUAAUAGAUGAAUUCUGGACAAAUGUUUAUGUUAAACCAUAUGCCAGAUGUGGUCCAUAUAUGAUUGGUAUAAUGGUUGGAUAUUUUCUUUAUAAAUAUAAAUUAAAAUAUACAAUGCCAAAAUGGAAACUUUACCUUUUAUGGAGUAUAUCAACAAUAAUGGGUUUUUAUUCAGUAUUUGGUAUGUAUCCAUACUCAUCAACAGGAGAAAUAACCAAAUUUCAUUUAAUAUUUUAUACACUUUUUGGUGGUCCAAUGUUUUCAUUAAGUUUAGGUUGGGUAAUAUUUGCAUGUUCAACUGGUAAUGGUGGUUUAGUUAAAAAAAUUUUAGGAUGGAAAGCAUUUGUUCCAUUAAGUAAAUUGACCUUUUGUACAUACCUAAUGCAUCCCAUUAUUCUUCAACUAUACAAUUUUAGUAGACCACAUCCAUUUCAUUUUACAUCAACAUUUCAAAUGUUAACAUUAUUUUCAGUUGCAGCAACAGCAUCCUACUUUGUGGCAUUCUUUAUAGCAUGUGCAUUUGAAUUUCCUGUAACUUAUUUAGAUAAAUUAAUCUUCGAGAAAAUGCAUCCAAAAAAAGCAGAUGUUUUGAUACAUAAUGAGGUAAAAAAUAAUGGUAUUUUAUUAUCAAAAGAAGAUAGACUUCAAACUAUUUAA